Molecule: messenger RNA, 267 nt
Organism: Lichtheimia ornata
Lineage: Eukaryota; Fungi; Mucoromycota; Mucoromycetes; Mucorales; Lichtheimiaceae
Exons: 3
Coding region: 1-267 (88 amino acids)
Source: RefSeq, a predicted model, not a curated record
AUGGCAUCCCCAUCCGUCACCACCACCCCAUUUCCACCUUCACGCGACGAUAAUGCUGUAAAGUUACGACGUCAAGAAGCAGCCAAUGCGUUACAACGAUAUCCAGUACUUGCUUUGCACGCUGUUCGAAACGGCGAGUCGCCUGCUAUGAUGCGUCUCAAGUUGAUGAGCAUGAUGAGUAAUCGACCUUUACAGCCAAGCCAUGCCACAGUCAAAUACAAAAAGGGUGGCGUUGCAAGGGCGUCAUCGUCAAGUGAUGCAUCUUAG